This is a messenger RNA of Oncorhynchus tshawytscha (Chinook salmon), 5686 nucleotides long. RefSeq names its product TBK1 binding protein 1 (gene tbkbp1). The transcript is spliced from 10 exons. Gene Ontology annotation, biological process: canonical NF-kappaB signal transduction. The coding region runs from base 712 to 2667 and encodes 651 amino acids. The record is from RefSeq and is a predicted model, not a curated record. Gene Ontology annotation, cellular component: cytoplasm. Lineage: Eukaryota; Metazoa; Chordata; Actinopteri; Salmoniformes; Salmonidae.
UUUUAUUACGAUUUAUCACCCGUUGAACCCGUAGAUUAUACAUAUCGUACGGUGAUGGUGAUAGUAGAGUUUCCGAUACAGCCUCUUGAUUGUGUGUGCAAGGAGACAGAUGCAGACAAGGUUGAGAAUGUAAAAGAAGCAACGCGCUCCGUGUAUACAGCCAUGUUGUACAGAUUGUACAACAAAUGACCACGGAAAAGAACGGCACAAUAAGUAUUGAUUCAUUAUCAGCUGCAAGCGAACAUACAAUAAAUUAGCAGUAUCUUAAAGGAGACGCGCGCGUGUUUUGACAACAUCAGCACCACCUCAAAUGGAUGGAGUUGUCAUCUGAUCUUGGCGACAGAAAUCGCCCAACUUCAAGCGCCACGUAGGUGAGGGAUACAUGCUCAUACGGUAUUUUCAAUAGACGAUCAAACAAUUUUCUCAAGGUAAAUGUCGAUUACGAGUUUAGGCAUGGGGGCCUGCCUGCCUGUUGACUUUUGGUGUAGAUCGACUUUUGCUCUCCAGUUAUGUCAGAAAUGUUUGGUUGGCUAUAGGACAACCAUAGCAUGAUGACGUGCAACUAAUAGACCGUGUGAUCUUGGGAUGGAAUGAGUCAAAUGGAAAACCACAGUAGCAACAUCUGGACUGAAACCUAAAGGGGAAUGUGACAUGACACAAGGUUUCAUUGGAUAGGCAAUGACGUUUAUUCUGAGGUUGAGGCUCUGAGCAAUGGAGUCUCUAUUCGGCGGUGAGCUUAGGCUGCUGGGAGGUGGCGAGGGCUUAAAAGAGGACGGCUGUGGCGACGUGGGCUGGUCCUCCUCACCCCUCCCUGAAGACAUGUACUCCGCCUCCCACUUCACACUCAUCACCGCCUACCAGGACAUCAAGACACGGCUGGCGGGCCUGGAGAGAGAGAACAGCGGCAUUAAGAGGAAGCUCAAGAUCUACGAGAUCAAGUUCCCAAUGAUCAGUGAGUUUGGGGAGGACAGGAACUCCUACUGCAGCUUUGAGUCCAAGGAGAAUGCCCUGCUGCAGUCAGAGAAUGGCAACCUGCAACAGAGAGUCAACGCCCUCACUCACGAGACCCAGAAGAGGAAGGAGCGUGAGGAGCAGCUGGAGGAUGUGAUUCAGGCCUAUGAGAAAAUCCACAUGGAGAAGAGCAACCUCCAGAGAGACCUGGACAAGAUGACCAGCCUAGUGGAGAAACACGUAGAGCGAAUCCUAGGUCUGGAGUCUGCUCUGAGACAGAGGGACAACUCGCUACAGAAGUUCAACACCCAGCUACACAGCAAGGACAUCCAAUACCUGCAGCUGCACAGCCCAGACAAUCACAUGCUGGACUGUCCUGCGCUGACCCUACAGAACUCUCGUAGUCUAGACACUCUGUCAGACCUGAAGCUGCAGCGUCUGGAGGCGGAGCUAGAGGGGGUGCGGCACCAGGCCCAAGGGGCGUGUCAGAGGGAACAGGAAGUGAAGGCCGAGUGUGAGAGACUGCAGGAAGAACUGAAACAGAUCCAGAACAACCACAUAGAGAGGGUCAGUGAACAACACACACACACACCUAACACACUGGAAAUGACUUCGUCGUGUGAGCAGUGUGAUGUGGAGUGGAUCAAGAAGGUGGGAGAUGAGCAGGUGAAUUUGGCACUAGCCUACACAGAGCUAACUGAGGAGUUGGGACGUCUGCAGAAACUGAGCUCCAAACAGAAAGAGAUCCUGAAGAAGACCUCCCAGGAGCAUCAUAGCCCAGUCCAACGCCAAUCCCACCCCCCAUCUCCCAUUCAUCACCAACGCCACUCCCCUGUGCCCCAGCGCCACUCCCCUAUCCCGCCCCAGCACCACUCCCCUAUCCCCCAGCGUCGCUCCCCAGUUCUCCAGCCACAGCGCCUCUCCCCGGACAUGCACCGACGCUCGCCCCUGCUGGAAAUCAAUGAUGGGCCCGCCUCCUACUCCUGCCGGCCAGCCAGCCACCACCUGAGGGCUAGCUUCCAGGGCCGUCGCAGCUACUCCGAGGUCGCUGACCCUUCGGCCUACCAGCGCCCGCUGCGCCUCAGCCUGGACCCCGUGUCCACCCUGCCCAAGCCCCGGCCCUACAGGGACUCCAGCUACUCCAAGCAGCAUCAGCAGCACCAGCAUGGAGGCUCCCAGCAUGGGGGGUCCCCCCACAGAGGAGGCCAGCUCCGAGGUUCCCAGUCUGGGCUGCAGAGGGCCGGCAGCGAGGUGGGCCUCCACGAAAGUUCCCGCCACGCUCGAGAGCUGCCCUUCCCCCUGUCCGAGGUCUCUCCCAGGUCUCACCUACACUUUGAGCCCCCGCCACCCCCCACACCCGCCCCCCAGCUGCCGCAGUCCUCUGAAGACGAGGAGGAGUGGACCUGCCCGCACCCCAUCAGCCCCCCACGGACGCUGGGCGUGCCCAACAAUGUGUCGCCUCAUGGGGUCAUGAGGGGGCCGGCGUCCUGCUCACCCUUCCCCAUCCCCUCCAGACCCAACACCCUGACCUGCCACCCGUCAAGUUACCUGCACACAGAGCACGCCCAGUCCUGGCCCUCCAUCAAUCUGUGGAUGGAGACAGAAGAGAGUGACAUGAGGAGCUGUCCUCUGUGCCAGCUCAUCUUCCCCAUUGGUUACCCUGAUGACGCCCUCAUCAAGCACAUCGACUCGCACCUUGAGAACAGCAAGAUCUGAUCGCCAUGGCAGCACUGCACCCUCUUUUUAGUUGCUACUGUUUUUUACUUAUUGUGGAGUUAUUUUAGGUUUUAUUGCGUUUUUAAGCUGGCUAGCUUUUGUUUGACAAUACUUGAGGGCUUUUUGUGGGAUUAUUAGCAUGUUUGGAAAAAUAGGUGGUUUAAGAAAUGACAUGGAUGGCGUUGAGGUUCAUGACAGACAAUUUCCUUGACAGAUGCAAGAUCAGGGACAUUCCAGGCAACUUGCAGUCCAUUUCUUUUUAUAUCUCACACUUUACCAGUACUACUUGCUGUAAAGUGUCCUGCUUUACUUUCCUCUCUACCUAUGUACAGCAAUACAGACCAACACAAUGAAUUCCUGGAAUUAUUUGGGUGACUCUAAUGGAUAGAUCCAGUCUGUUUUUUAUUCAGGGCUUUGCGAUGUGCAGUCAGAGGUCAGAGUUAUGUUAUGGAGAGAGUAUGGCUGUGUUAAUUGUAUGUAGAAAUGAAUUUGUCCUGCAGGGCGGGCAUGUAGUUGGCGUGACGACCUCGUUGUAGUGGAAUGGAAGGAAGGCAUAGGCAGUUUAUCUUUAGGCUUGUGGCCUGAUCAAAACUCUAUAUGAAUCUUAGCACCUUAAAUUAACCUAAAUGAGCCUAUAUUAAAGCAUAAUUCCCCCCCACCUAAAAUGUCCAGUUAAUGUAUAGUUUGAUAUAUCUGUUCAUUAACAAGUCAAAAGAAUCUUAAGAUAUAUUUUAUAUUUUCUUCUCCAAAUGAUAAUAUGUCACACAAGUAUCAUGUUGGUGACAUUUCACCCUCGCAGGCUUACACACAGCUGUAUGUGGAAAGUAGGAAAGGAGGACUCCUUAUAGGGAAAAGAGUGCAUGGAAAAUAUUUGUAUAUGAUAACAGUGAUUCAACUGGGAGUCUCUUUAGUCUUCCUGAAGAAACGACCUGAAAACACUUAUAGUGGAACACUAUUUAUCACUUUUGUCCAAAAGAAAACAUUUCUCAAUCCUUACAGUCCAACACUGGCACACUUAGUAUUUUGUAUCUUAUACAUAGAUAUCUUAAAUAUAACCUCCAAAAUUCAGAGUGAGUGUUUGGGGUAAUAUUAUGGAAUCACUUUUUUUUUAAAUGAGUCGAAUAUGUUGUACAUAAUUGUUAUCUGAUGUUUUGGUGAGACACAGUGGCUGCGUUUACACAUGUCAAAACACACCAAUCAUAGUGUAACAGAUUCGAAUUCGGCUGCAUGUGUAAAUACAGCCAAUGUCAAUGUGUCAAUGUGUAUCCAUCAAUGCAUUUAGGUGGUUGUCAAUUUUGGACAAAAUUAUACUCAGAAUUCACCAUCAUGUCAAGUUGAACAAUGAAAUAACACAAGGGCCAUACAUUGAUUUGAGCAAAUCAGUGGCCUUUUAGAAACCACAAAUAUUCUAUACUGUUAUGUAUAUUCAUAUAUCACUCUGUGUAAAACUUUUAAAGCUGUGUACAGACAGGUAUUGUAAGCCUAAUGCAAGUUCUUCUGUGGUCCAUAACUUUAAUCAGGACAUCUGCUAUUAAUAAUCUCUAUUAUCCUGGCUACCAAUUUAAAAUAUACACAGAAAAAUCACAUUCUGCUAUUAAUCUAUUUUAUGACCUACUGGUUUGAAGUACCGUUCUUGCUAGCUUAUCUUCAAUCAAUUUAACAACCUACAUAACUAAUACAGAAUGCUGUUGAUAAGCAUUUGAUAUAUUCUUGGCCCAAUUUGUUAUGUACCAAAGAAGAAAUGUAGCACACCAUAGUUUGGUUACUAUAAGAGCUAUAUAUAGCUCUUAUAGUAACCAAACGAUGGUGUAUAUAUAUAGUUAACUAAAUAUUCUAUAGUAGGCCUACAAACGGGUGGAAAAUUAACAAACUCACCUAUGUCAAAUCCUAUGGUCAUAUGUAAAAAAAAAUAUGCAGACACACCUUUACAUCUCAAAAUUAUUUCACUUUGGGAACUCUGUUCCCACGCAUUCCUGACCCUCGGUAGUACAUCUACAUUCUCUUUUGAAGCUAACAAUGAUCUAUAUGAUUGUGGAGUUAGAAUAAUGGUAUCAAUUGCUAGCCAGCCCACACAAAGACAACUUUGUCUGUCAUUGGCUGUGUACAGAAUGCCAUGUUGGAUUGUACCUUUUGAUUACUUUGAAUGAAGUACCCUUUCAUAACCAAAGAAACCUAGAUUAGAUUUAUGUACAAGAUAUACACUUAUCUCUCUUGAUGAUGACCAAGUAUCAAUUAAGCAUAUCAUGUUCACACAGAUAUGAAUGGAGAGAUAAUACACAGAUAUGAAUGGAGAGAUAAUACACGGAUAUGAAUGGAGAGAUAAUACACGGAUAUGAAUGGAGAGAUAAUACACGGAUAUGAAUGGAGAGAUAAUACACGGAUAUGAAUGGAGAGAUAAUACACGGAUAUGAAUGGAGAGAUAAUACACGGAUAUGAAUGGAGAGAAGACUAAAAUGUCAGUGUAAAUAGGAAUGGAGAGACGAUACCGUUUUAAGGAAAGCGUUCAUGACCAAAAUAUGUUGACCAGCAGCUGUAGUACAUAGCAAACACGCCUAUCAGUUCACAAUGUUAAGCAGUCAAAUGUAUAUACAAUACACACACGCACAGUCUGACACUCAAACCGCUAUCCACAAAGAGGUAAGUUAAGUAAAGAUUUCCUCUCCGGCUUUUUUGUUGUUGCUGCAAAUCCUCCGUCAAGUUUCAAAUCAGAUCAAACACUGACAUUGACAAAGUCUAUAAACCUUCCUUCUAGCUCUGUGACUUAUCUGAUGAUAACAGUAAACCCUCGCGUGGAAAAGCCUCGACGGCUGACUGAUAAGAGCUCGACAGAUCUUUCUCACAAGCUGAAGGGCCACUACUGAGGAAGAAGAAUCACUAUGGAGGUGUUUUGUGCACCGCUGGAUUUCAAGGACUUUCAACAACUUGUAUUUCAAAAUUAAAAAAUAGUUGCGUAAGGAGUUGUGACUUUUUCUUUCUGUAUCUACAUUUCCUGAAAAAUAAACUGGAACUUGCACUGAAA